This is a messenger RNA of Marmota monax (woodchuck), 1567 nucleotides long. RefSeq names its product potassium channel tetramerization domain containing 17 (gene Kctd17). The transcript is spliced from 7 exons. Gene Ontology annotation, cellular component: Cul3-RING ubiquitin ligase complex; cytoplasm. Gene Ontology annotation, molecular function: cullin family protein binding. The coding region runs from base 21 to 1109 and encodes 362 amino acids. Lineage: Eukaryota; Metazoa; Chordata; Mammalia; Rodentia; Sciuridae. Gene Ontology annotation, biological process: protein homooligomerization; proteasome-mediated ubiquitin-dependent protein catabolic process. The record is from RefSeq and is a predicted model, not a curated record.
GCUGCAGACCGCGGCGAGCGAUGAGGAUGGAGGCCCGGGAGGCAGCGGCGGCGGGGGCGGGCGGUCGCGCCGCGGGCGGCUGGGGCAAGUGGGUGCGGCUCAACGUGGGGGGCACGGUGUUCCUGACCACCCGGCAGACGCUGUGCCGCGAGCAGAAGUCCUUCCUCAGCCGCCUGUGCCAGGGCGAAGAGCUGCAGUCGGACCGGGAUGAAACGGGGGCCUACCUCAUUGACCGUGACCCCACCUACUUUGGGCCCAUCCUGAACUUCCUCCGGCAUGGCAAGCUGGUGCUGGACAAGGACAUGGCUGAGGAGGGCGUGCUGGAGGAGGCGGAGUUCUACAACAUCGGCCCACUCAUCCGCAUCAUCAAGGACCGGAUGGAGGAGAAGGACUACACCGUGACCCAGGUGCCGCCCAAGCACGUGUACCGCGUGCUGCAGUGCCAGGAGGAGGAGCUCACGCAGAUGGUGUCCACCAUGUCUGACGGCUGGCGCUUUGAGCAGCUGGUGAACAUCGGCUCCUCCUACAACUACGGCAGUGAGGACCAGGCCGAGUUCCUGUGCGUGGUGUCCAAGGAGCUGCACAGCUCCCCGCAUGGCCCGGGCUCCGAGGCCAGCCGUAAAGCGAAGAGCGCGGAGGAGCAGCUGGAGGAGCAGCGGCAGCAGGAGGAGGAGGUGGAGGAGGUGCAGGUGGCCCAGGUGCAGGUGGAGGCAGAUACACAGGAGAAAGCUAUUACAAGCCAGAGACACCCGGAUGUGAGGCCCCAGAUCACCUGCAGGGACUUGGGGUUCCCAUCUGAAAUCCUUUAUUUUUGUACCAUGGGGUGGGCCCCGGGCCCGGGAAGGAAGACGCACUCUGUCCCCUGCCACUUCUGCCUGCACCUCCGGGGCUGUGACUUGCCUCUGCCUCCAGGGCCCAGGCAGGGACCCACUGGGACCUCCCAAGGCCUGAGGUGGGUCCUGGGACCCCUGGGUAGAGCCACCUGCCCGUGGCCUCGGUGUGGCCCUGCCCAGCUGUGUCUCCCAGCACCCUCUGUCCCCUCCUCCUCCAGGGGCCCCUGUGGCACAGUGACUGGGCUCCCUCCUGGCCCCAUCACAUCACCUCCUUGAGCCGCAGCCUCCUGGGGGUCCAGUGGGGAGCCUCCCACACAGGGUGGUUGUGGGGUGCAGAGAGGACAAGGUCCCCGGGGACCCUAAGAGCCAGGGCCGCUCUCCCUCACCCCCUUGGCUGGGAGGGCCUGGCCAGCCCCAAGCAUGACAUGCACCACGGAGAUUCAGGUAGUGAGGGUGACAGGUGCGGGGUUGGCCCUGUCAGAAGGAAGGGGCAGGCAGUUUGGCCUUCUCCUGGGCCAUGUCGCGCCCACCGUGUGCUGCUGCAGGGCCCUGUCCUGCAUGGGGCCCAAGUGGCUACGCAGGGAGAAGGGAAGGGGGACGUUCCUCCCUCUGCCCAAGGCAGGGUCUGGGUGUAAUGGGGCUGAGCGAGGGGCCCCUCUGCACUGUGACUGCCUGGGAUGGGCACUGGCCUCAGCUGCGCCCGCCGCCGCCGUGGAAUAAAACCUGAAGAAACA